Molecule: messenger RNA, 2540 nt
Organism: Zonotrichia leucophrys gambelii
Lineage: Eukaryota; Metazoa; Chordata; Aves; Passeriformes; Passerellidae
Gene: PGAP2
Product: post-GPI attachment to proteins 2
Exons: 7
Coding region: 95-859 (254 amino acids)
Biological process (GO): GPI anchor biosynthetic process
Cellular component (GO): endoplasmic reticulum membrane; Golgi membrane
Source: RefSeq, a predicted model, not a curated record
AGGAAGAGGAGGAGGCGGAAAAGGCGGAGGAGGCGUGGUGGGGCUGCCGGGCCGGGCCAUGGGGCAGCGCCACGGGGGCUGAGCGGUUUCCAAGAUGCUGCAGGUCCCGCUGCCGCUGGAUCGGGACGGGAUCCUGUUCCGGCUGCGUUUCACCACGCUGGCCCUCGGCACUGUGUUCUGCCCCCUCUUUGGCUUCCUCUUCUGUGUCAUCUGGUCUCUGCUCUUCAACUUCCGUGAGACGACUGCGACCCACUGUGGGGUGCCCAACUACCUGCCGUCCAUCAGCGCGGCCAUCGGGGGCGAGACCCCGCAGCGCUACGUGUGGCGCCUGUGCAUCGGCCUGCACUCGGCGCCGCGCCUGCUCGUGGCCGUGGCCUACUGGAACCACUACCAGAGCUGCCACUGCCCCCACCCCCGCUACCUGCGCCUGUGCCACGUCACCCUGCUGCUCAACCUCAUCGAGAACUUCGCCCUCCUCAUCCUCACCUACGUGUCCUCCACCGAAAACUAUGCAAUCCACGAAAAUGCCUUCAUCGUGUUCAUCACGUCGGCCCUGGGCCACAUGCUGCUCACCUGCAUCCUCUGGAGAAUGACUAAGAAACACACAGUAAGUCCCGAGGAGCGCAAGUCGUACAAGUGGAAGCAGCUGCUCUUCUUCUUCACCUUCAUCACGUUCGCGUUCGCCGUGUGCGUUUACUUCCACCACAACUGGUACUGCGGCCCUGGAGUGUACACUGUCUUCGCCUUCCUGGAGUACCUGGUUGUCCUCUCCAACAUGGCCUUCCACAUGACUGCCUUCUGGGACUUCGGCAACAAGGAGCUGGUGGUGAGCUCCCUGCUGGAGGACAAGCACUUCUAGGCAGCCCCGUGCUGGGGGCUCCUCUUCCCUGUGCUGCUGGAGCAGGGCUGCCUGUUUGCUGUGGAGCUGCUGCUGAGUGUCUGUCCCUCCUGCACCUGCAGCUCUGCUCCCGGGGAGAUGGGGCUCUCCCAGGGACUGACCCCCUGUCCUGGCUCCCUCCAGCUCCAGGAGGGCAGGACAGAGCAGGAACAGGCACCUGCUGCUUUGGAGAAUGCUCCAGGGAGAGCAGGAUGCUGCUCCCAGUGUUGGGGCAGGGGGGUCCAGCCCUGCCCUGCCCUUUCUUGGCCUGGGGGGUCUCACAGUUCCUCCUCCAGGCUGGGGGUCUUGGGGCAAGUCCUCAGAAAGGGCUGGUGGCCUUUUGGGCUGGCUUCAGGCGCUGCUCUCUGACUGGCCUGGGCCAGGUCCUGGCCCACGUGUGCCUGAGUGCCCAGGAGGGGAGCGGGAAGGUGCUGGGCCGUGCAGGGACUGCCUGGAGCAGGGUGGGAGCACACGGGGCACAGCAGGUGCUGGGAGCAUCCAGGUCUCACUCCUGCCUUUCCCAGAGGCCCCAGCAGCACAGGCUGUGCCCGGGGUGCUGUGCCCAUUCCAACCCAGCAGCACAGGCUGUGCCCAGGGUGCUGUGCCCGUUCCAGCCCAGCAGCACAGGCUGUGCCCGGGGUGCUGUGCCCAUUGCACCCAGCAGCACGGCUGUGCCCGGGUGCUGUGCCCGUUCCAGCCCAGCAGCACCGACUGUGCCCGGCGUGCUGUGCCCGUUCCAGCCCAGCAGCACAGGCUGUGCCCGGGGUGCUGUGCCCGUUCCAGCCCAGCAGCACAGGCUGUGCCCGGGGUGCUGUGCCCAUUGCAACCCAGCAGCACCGGCUGUGCCCAGGGUGCUGUGCCCGUUCCAGCCCAGCAGCACAGGCUGUGCCCGGGGUGCUGUGCCCGUUCCAGCCCAGCAGCACAGGCUGUGGUGCCGGGGUGCUGUGCCCGUUCCAGCCCAGCAGCACAGCCUGUGCCCAGGGUGCUGUGCCCAUUGCAACCCAGCAGCACAGGCUGUGCCCGGCGUGCUGUGCCCGUUCCAGCCCAGCAGCACAGGCUGUGCCCAGGGUGCUGUGCCCGUUCCAGCCCAGCAGCACAGGCUGUGCCCGGGGUGCUGUGCCCGUUCCAGCCCAGUCUGAGGAGGAAGGCUGGGUGUGCUGGUGCUGGAGGGCUUUGCCCCAGCGUCCCCAUGGCUUCCCCUGUGCUGUGGGGCUGGAGCUGGGACCUGCUGGGGUGCAGCAGUGCCCUCAGUGUGCAGCUCUGGCUGCCAGGGCACAGGGCACAUGGCUGGAUGGCAGAUGGGGGCUGACAGUGUGCCCAAGCUCCUCCUGCAGUGCUGCUGUCUUGAUUUGGGGAGGUCUGCACUUGCCAGGGUCUGUCCCACCCCACGGAAGGAGCAGUGUGGGUGCCCCCCUGCCCUUCACCUGAGCACAGCCACCACCGAGAGUCCCCUGGGAUGUCCCAGAGCUCAUCCCAGGGUGGGCAGAGCCUCCUCCAGCGCGAGCUGCGGGGCCCUGGCAGAGCUGGGGCCGGGCUGGCUUUGAGCAGGUCCUGCUGCACGUGUCCAUCGUCGGUGUCCCCAUCCAUGGGCUCCAUCCGUGUCCCUGCAUGCGUGUGGCGCCUUGGCUUUGAGGUGGAAAUAAAGCACUAAGUAUUUUUGUGA